AUGACCCAUGCAGCAAACCCAUGGCAAAGGAUGUCGUGCAAAAUGGAAGAGUCCAAAAAAUCCUUGAUGCAUUGGCAACGAGAAGAGGUGGAGAAACCGAACUGGGCUUUUGUUGAGCAAUGUAAAAAGCUGGCUGUUUUACAAGGGGCAGAAAUUGCACCGGAUGUGGAGAAAGCCAUAGAACUCCAAAAAGAUUUAAAAAUCUUGAUGGAGCAAGAGGAUUUAAAAUGGAGGCAGCGGGCAAAAACGGAUUGGCUUAAAUUUGGCGACCAAAACUCAAAGUUUUUUCACGCAUGUGCAAGCCAACGACGGAAGGAGACGCUGUACAUUAUGAUGUGUGCUUGGGUGGUUUGGAAGGACGAAAAACGAUUCCCUUGUGAGGCCUUUUACCAAGGAAGAAAUUCGGACUGCUCUAUUUCAAAUGGCUCCUCUAAAAGCCCUUGGACCUAUGGUUUCAAUGCUGGCUUCUUCCAAAAACACUGGGACAUUGUGGGACCUGAGAGUGCUUUUAUCAUAGGGAGGUUGAUCUCUAAUAAUAUUUUGGCUGCCUAUGAAACCCUUUAUACGAUGCACAUGCGGAUGAGGGGUAAGAAAGGCUAUAUGGCGGUCAAAAUUGAUAUGAGUAAAGCCUAUGACAGGAUGGAAUGGGGGUUUUUGGAGGCAGUAAUGGGAAGAAUGGAUUUUGCUCUGAGGUGGAUUCAACUUGCCAUGAUGUGUGUUACCUCAGCGCACUGUGCAGUUUUGGUGAAUGGGAUACCGAUGGGAAGGAUUAUCCCUACUUGGGGUAUUCGACAAGGCGACCCUAUUUCUCCAUAUUUAUUCUUGAUUUGUGUGGAAGCUUUGAGCUCUUCACUAUUGGCAGUGGAUAGAGAGAGUGUGUUAGAGGGAGUACCUACAUCCAGGAGGGGUCCUUGA
This is a messenger RNA of Corylus avellana, 915 nucleotides long. The record is from RefSeq and is a predicted model, not a curated record. NCBI's taxonomy places the organism in Eukaryota, Viridiplantae, Streptophyta, Magnoliopsida, Fagales, Betulaceae.